AUGACAACCAAUCAUUAUUAAUUGCUCAUUUAUGAUGAUGAAUUCGUUCAGUAUUAUUCUUCUAUAUCCCUAUAGGAAUACCACUUAUGAUGAAUCCUCACUUGAAUAUCUCAUGACUGUUUGCAUUUAAUAAUCAACUGUCAAUUAAUCAUAAAAAUAACCUUACUAGAAACAUACCUUCACAAAAGAUGAAGAUAAAGAAAUACUCAUGUUUGUUUCACUAUAUGGACCAAAUUUUAACAAAAUUGUCAAAUAUUUCCCUGGCAAAACUAUGAAUAUGAUCAAGAAUCGUUAUUAUAAGAAACUUCGUUAUCUAAAAUCUGAAUUUGAUGUAGAUAAUCAAUCUAACUCAAUAAAUAACAAUUCAAAAAAUAAAAAAAAUCAUUGA
Molecule: messenger RNA, 388 nt
Organism: Paramecium sonneborni
Lineage: Eukaryota; Ciliophora; Oligohymenophorea; Peniculida; Parameciidae
Source: the annotation of a GenBank genome assembly